AUGCUGGAUAAAGAUAACAGCUCUAAACAACUCUGCUUGUCACCUUCGGUUGAAAAAAAUGAUGAAUUUGUAAGUUUAACAGUAAUAGCUGAACUCAGGUUGUUUGCUGGUGUGGAUGACAUUCCUUGCAUGUUUCAAGGCCACAUCGAGAAUGUAGUACAUCUUAAGCAACAGUAUGGGUUAAACAAUACUGCAAAUGAAGUGAUCAUUCUUAUUGAGGCUUACAGGACUUUGAGGGAUACAGGUCCUUAUCCUCCAGAUCAGGCUGUGAAAGAUAUUCAUGGAAAGUUUGCGUCGUUCUUUAUGAUAGUGCUUCGAGGAGAUGUUGGUGGCAGUGUGCCCUUCUUCUGGGGUACCGAUUCUGAAGGCCACCUAGUUCUCUCGGAUGAUGCUGACAUUGUGAAGCAUGGCUGUGGGAAAUCCUUUGCACCAUUUCCCAUAGGUAAUGUCAAUGAACUUUGCUUUGAAGGGAAAGGUCCUGCAACCUAA
Messenger RNA from Solanum pennellii, 489 nucleotides. RefSeq lists its product as uncharacterized. Lineage: Eukaryota; Viridiplantae; Streptophyta; Magnoliopsida; Solanales; Solanaceae. The record is from RefSeq and is a predicted model, not a curated record. The coding region runs from base 1 to 489 and encodes 162 amino acids. The transcript is spliced from 5 exons.